AAAUGAUAAUACUACUGCUAGUACCACAAAAAUGUGUUGGCCAGCAUGUUUUGGAGGGGAAGAAUAGUAAAUAGAGAGAUGAACCUGGACAUCGUAAUGAGACCGCACCCGUGCGCAUCAUAUUCUUCCGAGAUGGUGAAUGGGUGCCGUUGUGUGAGGGAUGGACCUGGAAAUUGUAACAAGACUGCACCCAUGCACAUCAUAUUCUUCUGAGAUGGUGAAUGAGUGCCGUUGUGCAAAGAAAUGGAGGGAUGAACCAGGAAAUCAUAACAAGACAGACUCAAACUGUAUGAGAGCCUUGAGAGCUGUGCCGAAUAAAAAUUUUCAAACUUCCAACCUUCACGAUCCUGCCAUCUCACUCCAGCAAAAGCCUUCGCCUCAGUGUCCCCAUCUCCUCGGUCAUGUCUACAACAGAUAUCCCUCAUUGUACCCGUCCAUCAAACGCAACUGCCUGGCCUGGUCAGAUCGUGCUUAAUGCACAAGUCAAGAGAUGUACCAAGGCACAAAAGAAUGUGGAUGAAGCAAAAGAAUUGAAGGAGGCACAGGACGACGUGGGUGGUGCAUCAUCUUUGGCUUCUGCAUUGUCCACGCUGUCCUCGGCUGCAGUGCCACCGCAUUCUUCUUCUUCUGCGACACCGGACGAUGAAGGCAAGACUGUUUGCAAUGCAUGCGGCCUCUACUAUAAGCUUCACGGCUCUGCUCAUCCCAUUAGUAUGAAAUCCGAUAUUAUCCGGAAGCGCUCUCAACAUGACGCUCGUGCGCAGCGCUCCUCCCUCACUGAGCCCCCAAGCGCAUCUAACACGCCUGGCACUCCUUCCGUUAUGGAGGAGACAGUUUCAGAAUGUCCUAUGCUGUUGUCUCACCUUUUAUUUUCUUAAUUUUCUGCUUAUCGUGUAGUAUGCCCUGUUUUAUGAAAGACUUGUGCCGCUU
Messenger RNA from Suillus discolor, 930 nucleotides. RefSeq lists its product as uncharacterized. Gene Ontology annotation, molecular function: DNA-binding transcription factor activity, RNA polymerase II-specific; zinc ion binding; RNA polymerase II cis-regulatory region sequence-specific DNA binding. Gene Ontology annotation, biological process: positive regulation of transcription by RNA polymerase II; negative regulation of transcription by RNA polymerase II. The transcript has 5 exons. The record is from RefSeq and is a predicted model, not a curated record. The coding region runs from base 402 to 878 and encodes 158 amino acids. Lineage: Eukaryota; Fungi; Basidiomycota; Agaricomycetes; Boletales; Suillaceae.